This is a messenger RNA of Lemur catta (Ring-tailed lemur), 3172 nucleotides long. RefSeq names its product solute carrier family 23 member 3 (gene SLC23A3). Gene Ontology annotation, molecular function: transmembrane transporter activity. The record is from RefSeq and is a predicted model, not a curated record. Bases 700 to 2685 code for a protein of 661 amino acids. The transcript is spliced from 11 exons. Gene Ontology annotation, biological process: transmembrane transport. NCBI's taxonomy places the organism in Eukaryota, Metazoa, Chordata, Mammalia, Primates, Lemuridae. Gene Ontology annotation, cellular component: membrane.
AUGUUAGCACUGCUUGUGGACCCUGAGUCGACAAUAAAGCACCAGUAUCAGCUGGCAUUGUAGCUGUCACAUCCGCAGCAAUUCUACAUACAGAUGUAGGGAUCGGACUACUUCAUUGUCUUCUGGUUUAGUUGUGCUAAGCUUUCAUAUAAUGAAAUGCAUGUUAUUGUACAUUUCAUUUUACAUCACAGUGAGGACAUCAUAUGGAGUUGUUUGUGGCUGUUGUAACGUGUGAUGUAGGUUAUAUCAUCCACAAGUUUCAUUUUGAGGUAGUCCAAGGGUCUUGGUCCUAAAAGGGUUAAGAACUUUGGAUUUAGUGGAGACAGUUUUGAAUGUUGGUGCUGGGAGAGAGGAAAUACAGUCUGCAAAAUCUCCUCAGAUUAUUUUGAUGGGUCUCCUCCCCACCCCUCCUAUCCUACUUUUCCUGAACCUGGUCUAGCAGCAGGAGAUCUGGAUGAAGAUUCUUGGGGGAGGGGGUCCAGAACUUGGCUUUCCAGUUAAUGGCUGAUGGAAUUUGCACAAGAACUGGGCAAAGGUGAAAGGGCCCUGUCCUGCCCCAAAUUCCUCAUCCCUUUGCUCCGCUUCAUUGACACCCCCACCCCUCCCCGCCCCCUCCCUAACUUCACCUAAACUCUGACCUCUGACUCUCUACUUAACUCUGGCCCAGGGCUGCUCAGACUAGACAAAAGGCAGGGCAGCAUGAGCAGAUCACACCCCCAUCCCAUCCAACUCCGAUCGGUGGGCUCCCAGGAUGUCCUGGUUCCCCUGCCGCCACCUGCUCCCCAGAAUCACUCCUCCCAUUCCUGGGCCUCUCUGUGUGGGCCUCUGCCCUGGGGCCUCAGCUGUCUUCUGGCUCUGCAGCAUAUCUUGGUCCUGGCAUCUCUACUUUGUGCCUCUCACUUGCUCCUGCUUCGCAGUCUUGCCCCAGGAGGACUCUCUUACUCCCCUUCUCAGCUCCUGGCCUCCAGCUUCUUUUCAUGUGGCGUGUCUACAGUCCUGCAAACUUGGAUGGGCAGCAGGCUACCUCUUGUCCAGGCUCCAUCCUUAGAAUUCCUUAUCCCUGCUCUGGUGCUGAGCAGCCGAAAGCUACCUCUGGCCAUAGAGGCACCUGGAAACUCCUCCCUCUUGCUGCGCCUGUGUAGGGGGCCUGGCUGCCACAGCCUGGAGCUCUGGAACACUUCUCUCCAAGAGGUGUCCGGGGCAGUGGUGGUGUCUGGGCUGCUGCAGGGCACGAUGGGGCUGCUGGGGAGUCCUGGCCGCUUGUUCCGCCACUGUGGGCCCCUGGUGCUGGCCCCCAGCCUGGUUGUGGCAGGGCUUUCUGCCCACAGGGAGGUGGCCCAGUUUUGCUCCACUCACUGGGGCCUGGCCCUGCUGGUUAUCCUGCUCAUGGUGGUCUGUUCUCAGCACCUGGGCUCCUGUCACAUGCCAGCAUUCCCCUGGAGGCCAGCUUCGACCUCUUCAACUCACACUCACCUCCAUGCCUUCCGGCUGCUCUCGGUAUGUGGGGGUCUGGGCACGGGCAGUGGAGGUCAGAAGGGCUGGCAUGGAAUGCUCGCUCCACCCCCUAGCUUUUGGCUUCUGUCUACCCCACUUGAGGCUGUCUCAGGAGGUUCUGGGGGAGGAGUUCUUCCCCAUCUCAGUCUUGCCUCUCAGGUGCUGAUCCCUGUAACCUGUGUGUGGAUCACCUCUGCCCUUCUGGGUGUCAGCGUUGUCCCCCUAGAGCUGUCUGCCCCUCCUAAGGCACCGUGGUUUUGGCUGCCUCACCCAGGCGAGUGGGACUGGCCUUUGCUGACGCCCAGGGCUUUGGCUGCAGGCAUCUCCAUGGCCUUGGCAGCCUCCACCAGCUCCCUGGGCUGCUACGCCCUGUGUGGCCGGCUGCUGCACUUGCCUCCGCCUCCUCCGCAUGCCUGCAGUCGAGGGCUGAGCCUGGAGGGGCUGGGCAGUGUGCUGGCCGGGCUGCUGGGCAGCCCCAUGGGCACUGCAUCCAGCUUUCCCAAUGUGGGCACAGUGAGUCUUAUCCAGGCUGGAUCUCGGCGAGUGGCCCACUUAGCGGGGCUGCUCUGUGUGGGGCUUGGGCUCUCCCCGAGGCUGGCUCAGCUCCUCACCAGCAUCCCGCUGCCUGUGCUCGGUGGGGUGCUGGGGGUGACGCAGGCGGUGGUUCUGUCCACUGGAUUCUCCAGCUUCCACUUGGCUGACAUUGACUCUGGGCGGAAUGUCUUCAUUGUGGGCUUCUCCAUCUUCAUGGCCCUGCUGCUGCCAAGAUGGUUUCGGGAAGCCCCGGUCCUACUCAGCACAGGCUGGAGCCCCUUGGAUGUGUUACUGCACUCACUGCUGACGGAGCCCAUCUUCCUGGCUGGACUCUUAGCCUUCCUCCUAGAGAACACCAUUCCUGGCACACAGCUUGAGCGAGGCCUAGGUCAAGGGCUGCCAUCUCCUUCCGCUGGCCAAGAGGCUCAGAUGCUGCAGAAGUCCAGGGAGAAGGCUGCUCAAGAGUAUGGGCUUCCUUUCCCUACCCAAAACCUGUGUCCCUGCAUCCCCCAGCGUCUCUGUUGCCUCUGCCCACUGCCUGAAGACCCUGAGGAUGAGGAAGGGGGGUCCUCUGAGCCAGGAGAGAUGUCAGACUUGCUACCUGGCUCUGGGGAACCAUGCCCUGCAUCUAGCAGAGAAGGGCUUAGGUCCCAGUAAUUACCAAGACUCCUCCUUCUACGCUGGUUAGUUUAGUCCUAACUCCCAGCUUACUGGAGAGUCAUCUCCCAGGCUCUACUUUCUCAUAGAGGAUGUGUGUGUGUGUGUGUGUGUGUGUGUGUGUGUGUGUGUGUGUAUGAAUAUAUGUCUAACAUGGGCCCACCUAGAGUGCCCAUUUCCCAAUAGGGUGGGUUGCCUUUCCUUCUCUUAAUUAGGUCUAACCGUUCCAGAAAGAGGCCAUGGUUUAGUGGGCUAUGAAUGAAUGAAUGAGAUUUUGCCUGUGAACUACUCACUGCCACUUGAACUCCAGCAUUCACUUAACAAAUACUUAUUGAGCCCCUCCCAUGUGCAAGGUCCUGGAGCUACAGACAUGGAUAAGACAAGUCCCUGCCCUCCAAGGCAUUUACAGUUUUAAAAAAGCCUAUGUAAUUGCUAAUUAAAAUGCAAAGCAGAAGGCAGUCUGUAAUAAAGAUUAAAAUAAUGCUGU